Messenger RNA from Epinephelus moara (kelp grouper), 2560 nucleotides. RefSeq names its product protein FAM161A-like. Gene Ontology annotation, cellular component: cilium. The record is from RefSeq and is a predicted model, not a curated record. Gene Ontology annotation, biological process: cilium organization. Bases 94 to 1539 code for a protein of 481 amino acids. The transcript is spliced from 4 exons. Lineage: Eukaryota; Metazoa; Chordata; Actinopteri; Perciformes; Serranidae.
UGUGCAAACCGAGGCAACAGAGGACGCACAGAAGCUUUGCUCUGCUUUGCUGCAGACUGUUGUGAAGUUGUUUUUUGGAGAACAAGGAAGAAGAUGGCAGCGAUGUACCGAUCAACUUCUCUGGAAAACAAGGAAUUAAUGGCUCUGUAUGGAGACGAGAGAGACGAUUACUUUGUCAGAGAUGAGGACUGCACCAGUGAGGAGUACGAUCAGGACUCAGAGUGCAGCGAGGACAGACAAGGUGGCAGAUGCGUUCGCAGGUCUCUGUCCCUGGAGAUCUACGGUCUGCAGAGGGAGCAGCACGUUUACUUCUCCAACCAGGAGUACUACAGGAGGCUGGAGGAGCUGAAGGCUGCUCACCUGAGGAACAUGGCCGAGCUGGAGAGGAUGUACAUCAGCCAGGGCAAAGAGAGGCACGGAGAGGAGGAUGACGCCGGUCUGGGGAGAAGACAGAGUAGAGAGGAAAGGCUGUCAAUCAGCAGCAGCGGCCCUGCCAGGAAACUCCAGAGGAUCAAUUCCCAGGAGGAGCUGGACUUCCAUGACACAUCAAGCAGUUCCGACCAAUCAGAGCUCUGUGCAGACAGCAUGGGGGAACUGGAGCUGGACAAUCCAAGAAGGACUUCUGGCCAGGACCGAACCUUUGGGAGAGACUUCCUGCUGAGCCCUGAAGAAAUGACGACCCAGAAGCAGUUUCGAUUCCAGCCCAAGGUCUCCUGUCCAAAACCACGGGGAAGACUGCCCCGCCAAACUGGGGUCAGGUCAAACUUCAAGGUCACUGUGCCCAAACCGUUCCAAAUGAUGCUGAGAGAGGAGGAAAGGAAGAGACACAAGGUGCGGACUCGCUCAGAGAUCGAGCUGGAGAACAUGCUGCUGAGACGGGAGCUGGAGGAGCUCCAGGAAUGCCAGAAAAAGUUCAGGGCAUCACCGGCACCUGCGCACAUACAUCUGCCUCUCUAUGAAAUUAUCAGCCGUCGCACCGGUCAGCGAUCAAACCAAAGCAGAAGCAGCAGUAAUACCCGUGACACCAGACGUAACCAAACCUCUGCUGCUGCUUCUGCUUCACCACAGCCUUUUAAUUUCCUGGAGAGAGAGAGGAGGAAGAAGGAGGCGAAGAUUGUGGCAGAGCUGGGGAAGCUGGGGCCGAAAGAGGAGCGACAGGCCUUCAAGGCCAGACCCAUGCCCUGCGCGGUGUACGGCCCCAGACACAGACCAAACGCCAAGACCACAAGCCGCCAGUUUCUAACCAUGUGCACACUGGAGAGGGAGGCCACAGAGGGCCAGAGCGAUAUAAACUCAGACCUGGAGCCGGAUGCGCUCUACUCCAAGUCUGACACCUCUCCUGACUCCUGUCGGGCUCAGAGAUGUCUGUCGUCCAAGCCAGUGAAGAAGCAGAUAGAGCUGUCGAUUGAGAUGGUGAAGGAGAGGGAGUGGUCCUGCAAUGAUGCGCUUAAAGCCACUGAGUGCAAUGUCUACUCACCUCUGCAGUCAGCUGACCCCGAGGAUCUGCUCUCUGACAAGAGUGACUGCAUCAGUGUGUGAGAGACACACUCAUUAAUCAAAGACAGACAAAAUAAUGGAGGAAACCAGCUACUGUACAUCUUAGCUAAUGUUCUGUAGAUUAGUUUAAUUCUACAACUGAAAAGUAAAGAUUUAGGUUUUGUAUGUGCUGUAGCAAUGUAUGUUAUUUACUUAUUAAACUUGUUGGGUUAUUUUUAAGCUCUUAAAGGUAAAUGGAUGGCAUUAAUAUUGAACUUGUAUGCAAAGCACUUCACAGUUUCACUCCCAUUCACAAACUCACACACACUCGUGUAAAGAUAGCACUGAACAACCAUGUGUAAUCAUCAGGAGCAAUUUAUGGUUCAGUGUCUGGCCCAGGGAAACUGAUAUGUGGACACAAAGACUACCGCAGCCUCAUGUGACCUGUGGAGACUUGUGUCAAUGAAAUUACAUCCACUGUUUCUCACCAGAACAUAUUGUGUGUCUUUCAUUAAAGUGUUUAAUGCUUUUGCUUCAUCAUAUAACAUUUGUGAAAGUGUUUCUUGGGAGAAACCUGGAUUGUUUGUGUUUAUGCUUGGUUGCUACGCACGCUGCAUUGCAACACUCUUGGCACUUUACUUCCACCAGCUGUCCAGGGUGGGUGAACUAUAAAUGUCUGUGGGAGCUGUCUCAUCCAGUUUCUGACCUUUAAACUUAAGUUGCAAAUACAUGACACUAGAACUUCUGAAACAACGUGAUUCAUAUCCCUAUAAAUAUAUAGUUUUAUAAUUAAUACUAUUAUUGUUGUGCUACUUUAUUUGGUGUACUGCUGAGAGGUGAGGUUUAAGUCAAAGAGGUGGGAUUGCUUUCUGAACUGUCGUAUAAUGCUCAAUAAACAACGAGGUUGACUUUGGACUCAAAGGCCCCACAACAGCCCUGUAAGUGUUGUGUUGUGGGAUGGUGUGAAACCACUAAAAGAACUGUGUAUCCUACUGUGUGUGCACGUCUGUGUGCGUGCCAGACACAGUUUCAAAAUGGGAACCCACUCUUUAAACCUCUGCUUGACAGUGCUAAUAGUGGUUAA